Babesia bigemina is the source of this 3315-nucleotide messenger RNA. RefSeq names its product EXPORTIN 7-RELATED / RAN BINDING domain containing PROTEIN. NCBI's taxonomy places the organism in Eukaryota, Apicomplexa, Aconoidasida, Piroplasmida, Babesiidae. Gene Ontology annotation, biological process: protein export from nucleus. The record is from RefSeq and is a predicted model, not a curated record. Gene Ontology annotation, molecular function: small GTPase binding; nuclear export signal receptor activity. Gene Ontology annotation, cellular component: nuclear pore; cytoplasm. The transcript has 2 exons. The coding region runs from base 1 to 3315 and encodes 1104 amino acids.
AUGGACCCGAAGGACCUGGAGCAGCUUGAGCUGCUUUGCCAGGCGCUUUACGGCGGCCAGCCUCUGCAGCAGAACGAGGCUCACGAGGUGCUGAUGCCCUUGCUUCGCGAUGUGCAGAAGAUCCCUCUCCUACGCGAUAUCCUGGCGCAGAGCGCCAAUCUGCAGGCUCUGCUUUUUGCGGCGUCCGGCCUGGUAACGGUGAUUACGAAUCACUGGUCGCACGUCUCGGAUGCCCACAAGACAGAGCUGCGUGAGUUCUUGCUGAACUACCUCUACAACCGCGGCCCCGAGAUGCUGAAGUGCGCUCCCGAGGUCCUGGGCCAGUUCAUCCACCUGUACUGCCGCAUCGUUAAGUUGGGAUGGCUGGAGGAGGUGAGCAACCACCCCGUGGUCCAGCACGUGGGCCAGUUCCUGUCUGCCUCCACGCAGCACUGGAUCAUCGGCCUGAGCAUUUACUCGGACCUGACGCAGGAAAUGCAGCCGCAGAUGGGCAAGUUCGUGGCAAAGCUGCGCAGGGGCGCGCUGAACUUCAAGGAGACGGUGCUGCCCAAGAUAUUUUCGGUCACCGUCCAGACGCUCGAGCAGUUCAACAACGGCACUGCCGUGGUUGCGGACAGCUUCGAGGAGACCCGUAUGCUGCAGCAGAUACUGCAGCUGUGCUACAACUGCCUGAGCUUCGACUUCAUGGCAACCAUGCCCGACGACACGUCUGAGGAGCAGAGCACCGUGAUGAUCCCACAGAGCUGGGACAUUCUGCGCAGCGACAAAGUGCCUCGCACCCUGUUCGAGCUCUACGCCAAGAACAGCGUCGUGCGCCCGUCGUGCGCCGUGCUGUGCCUGCGCUGCCUGGUGGUGGUCGCGGCGUUGCGCAAGUCGUUCUUCAACACUGAGGCCGAGGACCUGUGCCACAUCAACAGUUUCAUGAUGGGCACCAUGGACAUAAUUCGGAACAAAACGGGCCUCGCCAACGAGGACUGCUACCAUGAGCUGUGCCGUCUUCUCGGGAAGAUCAACGCCUCCAACCAGCUGAGCCAGCUCCUGCAGAGCGCCGUCUUCCCCAUGUGGACGGAGCAGCUGCACAACUUCACGAUGGAAGCUCUGGCCAACUGGCAGCACAUGCCCAACAGCAAACACUACUUGUUGGGCGUGUGGGCACACAUGGUCGUUCCUUUGGGCUACAUGCGCGGAAAGGCGCCCUCUGUGCUCGAGACGAACAUCCUGCAGAUAACUCUGGAGUUCAUCAAGAGCCGCUUGGCGAUGGCAGAGGUGGUUGCCACAGCCGGCGACGACCUCGAAUUCGACAACCCGCUCGACGACGACAUACUGCGGAUGGAGCAGUCAGACCUGUUCAGUCGUCUCUGCCGCUGCCAAUACCGCACGGUGUGCUCGCGCAUUAUCGAAUCGUUCCAGGAGCUGGAAAAGAUGCCAAUGACCCACAACUACAUGGCCAUCAAACAGGAGAAGGUUGCGUGGCUGGUGAUGCUGGCCGGUGCGAUGCUGAACGGCUCGAGUUCGCUUCGCCUUACCGGUGACGAGUCUAACAUAACUGCGGUAUGCCUGCAGACAAUGAACAUCGAGCUGGUUGGUCACGUCUUUUUGAACAUGGAUGCGAGCGACUCCAAGUUGACCGAGUGCACUAAGCUCGAGAUGUCGUUCCUGCACUUCCUGACGUACUUCAAAAAGUUCUUCAUCAGCGAGCACACAAAGGGCAGCAUAUCGGGUGACUGCCGCGAGCGCUUUGCGCAGGUUCCUGGUUGCCCCCCCGGCACGGACGGCGCGCAAUACCUGCUGAAUAGGCUGGUCGACAAGGUAUUCUUCAACCUGCAGCGCCGUGUGUCCAACGAGGGGGUGAUCAAGAAGACUCUGAACUUCUUCAGUGAGCUGUCUUCGGGCAUUGACAUCGUGCACUAUGCGGACCGUUCCCCCCACCUCGUGGUUUCAGCGCGCCUGAUACUGCAGUGCAAGACGCUGCGCUUCGCGCUGGUUAACCACGCUGACCCGGGGUUCAUGUUCCUGCAAGUUCCGCAAUAUGGGCGCUAUCGCACCAUCUACUACAGCAUUCUAUGCAAGCUGUUGCUGCUCGAGUUGGGUAGCGAGGAGGAGCAGGGUGACUCGGUGCCCAAGUUUGAGGGGUUCAUGGAGCACCACAGGCUCGUGAUCGACCAGCUGUGGAACCUCAACGCAGGCGUGCUAUCAUCGCCCGAGUGCCGCUCUACUAUCAUCGGUUUGAUGCGCGACCUCAGGGGCGUAUGCAGGUCCUGCAUUUCCGUGGAGGCCUAUCAGAUGUUCUUCAACUGGAUUGUGAACGCUCCAAAGCAGCCUGGGAAAUCGCGUUUGCACAUAAUGAAGCGCAUCGUGGAGGCGUGCUGGUCCGACUGCGACGUGAUGGUCCCUCUCGUGAAGUGUCUGGCUGAGUUUUUGGACAACCGCGGGCACCGCAUAACGUUCGACAAGACGUCCGCAAAUGGCAUUCUGCUGUUCAAGGAGUCAGCCGGCAUCGUCAUGAGCUACGGUGUGAAGCUGCUCCAGAUGGCACAGGCCGCUGGAGGAGUACGGCAGGCCGGCAACGAUCGCGAGGCGUAUAAGAAAAUAUACAAGGGUGCCGCCGCGUGCCUUCAGGUGCUCGACCACACGCUGGGUGGGGACUACGUGAACUUCGGCGUCUUUGAGGUCUACGGCGAUGCCACUCUGGACGAGGUGCUCCAGCUUGCUUUCCAGCUCUGUCUCGUGAUCCCCAUUGAGGAUCUGCAGGCGUAUUCGAAGGCCAUGCACCCGGUGUACUCAUUCUUGGACAUCAGCACCAAACUGUUCAUGCCACAGAUGCUGUCAUUGAGUUUGGAGAAUGUGGUUCAACUUAUCAACGCUUGCAUGGAUGGGCUCUGCUCGUACGAGUCCGCAACAUCGCUAUCCGCCGCGAGCGCGUUGGACAACUUCGUGACCCACGUGUACAACGAACGCAACAGCACGCUAACCGGAGGCGCGCCCCACCCUGCCCGAGUGUUUUUGGAGUCGAAGUUGGAGUGUUUGCACCGCGCUAUGGUGUUGAUUUUCAACCUGCUGCUGAGCGGCGACUCGAACAGCGCGUGGAGCGUGAGCAGGCCUCUCCUGGGCCUGAUUCUGCUUAACCAAAACGAGUUCACGCAGCUGCCGCGGAGCUUAUCGGUCAACAUGUCGGAAGAGAAACAGGCCAAGCUUCAGCGCUGCUUCGAAUCCCUGAUGAACGGGCUCGACACGACCUUGUCGCACCAGAACAAGGACACGUUCACGAAGAACGUAUACAUAUUUUCACAGGAAGCACGGCUUUCAUUCGUUUAA